AUGACUAGGAGCGGGACGCUCUUCGGAGACUCAUCCGCAGGCGGGGCGCUCUUCGGAGACUCAGCCACAGGCGGGGCGCUCUGCAGAGACUCAACCGCAGGCGGGGUGCUCUUCGGAGACUCAACCGCAGGUGGAGUGCUCUUCGGAGACUCAACCGCAGGUGGGGUGCUCUUCGGAGACUCAACUGCAGGCGGGACGCUCUUCGGAGACUCAACCGCAGGCGGGACGCUCUUCGGAGACUCAACCGCAGGCGGGACGCUCUUCGGAGACUCAACCGCAGGCGGGACGCUUUUCGGACACUCAACCACAGGCGGGACGCUCUUCGGAGACUCAACUGCAGGCGGGACGCUCUUCGGAGACUCAACCGCAUGCGAGGCGCUCUUCGGAGACUCAACCGCAGGCGGGGCGCUCUUCAGAGACUCAACCGCAGGCGGGACGCUCUUCGGAGACUCAACCGCAGGCGGGGCGCUCUUCAGAGACUCAACCGCAGGCGGGACGCUCUUCGGAGACUCAACUGCAGGCGGGGUGCUCUUCGGAGACUCAACCGCAGGCGCGACGCUCUUCGGAGACUCAACCGCAGGCGGGACGCUCUUCGGAGACUCAACCACAGGCGAGGCGCUCUUCGGAGACUCAACCGCAGGUGGGGCACUCUUCGGAGACUCAACCGCAGGCGGGACACUCUUCAGAGACUCAACCGCAGGCGAGGCGCUCUUCGGAGACUCAGCCACAGGCGGGGCGCUCUGCAGAGACUCAACCGCAGGCGGGGUGCUCUUCGGAGACUCAACCGCAGGUGGGGUGCUCUUCGGAGACUCAACCGCAGGUGGGGUGCUCUUCGGAGACUCAACCGCAGGUGGGGUGCUCUUCGGAGACUCAACCGCAGGCGAGGCGCUCUUCGGAGACUCAACCACAGGCGGGGUGCUCUUCGGAGACUCAACCGCAGGUGGGGCGCUCUUCGGAGACUCAACCGCAGGCGAGGCGCUCUUUGGAGACUCAAUAACAGGCGGGGUGCUCUUCGGAGACUCAACCGCAGAUGGGGCGCUCUUCGGAGACUCAACCGCAGGCGUGACGCUCUUCGGAGACUCAACCGCAGGCGGGGCACUCUUCGGAGACUCAACCGCAGGCGAGGCGCUCUUCGGAGGCUCAACCGCAGGCGAGGCGCUCUUCGGAGACUCAACCGCAGGCGAGGCGCUCUUCGGAGACUCAACCGCAGGCGAGGCGCUCUUCGGAGACUCAACCGCAGGCGGGGCGCUCUUCGGAGACUCAACUGCAGGCGGGGGGCUCUUCGGAGACUCAACCGCAGGCGGGGCGCUCUUCGGAGACUCAACCGCAGGCGGGGCACACUUCGGAGACUCAACCCCAAGCGUGGUGCUCUUCGGAGACUCAACUGCAGGCGGGGCGCUCUUCAGAGAUUCAACCACAAGCGGGGCGCUCUUCGGAGACUCAACCACAAGCGGGGUGCUCUUCGGAGACUCAACCGCAGGCGGGACGCUCUUCAGAGACUCAACCACAAGCGGGGCGCUCUUCGGAGACUCAACUGCAGGCGGGGCGCUCUUCAGAGACUCAACUGCAGGCGGGGCGCUCUUCAGAGACUCAACCACAAGCGGGGCGCUCUUUGGAGACUCAACUGCAGGCGGGGCGCUCUUCAGAGACUCAACUGCAGGCGGGGCGCUCUUCAGAGACUCAACCACAAGCGGGGCGCUCUUUGGAGACUCAACUGCAGGCGGGGCGCUCUUCAGAGACUCAACUGCAGGCGGGCGCGCUCUUCAGAGACUCAACCACAAGCGGGGCGCUCUUUGGAGACUCAACUGCAGGCGGGGCGCUCUUCAGAGAGCGGGGCACUCAACUGCAGGCGGGGCGCUCUUCGGAGACUCAACCUCAAGCGGGGCGCUCUUUGGAGACUCAACUGCAGGCGGGGCGCUCUUCAGAGACUCAACUGCAGGCGGGGCGCUCUUCAGACACCCCCACAAGCGGGGCGCUCUUCAGACAACUGCAAGCGGGGCGCUCUUUGGAGACUCAACUGCAAGCAAGGCGCUCUUCAGAGACUCUACCACAAGCGGGGCGCUCUUUGGAGACACAACCGCAGGUGGGGCGCUCUUCGAAGACACAACCGGAAAUGGGGUGCUCUUCGGAGACACAACCGCAGGCGGGGUGCUCUUCAGAGACACAACCGCAAGUGGGGUGCUCUUCAGAGACACAACCGCAAGUGGGGUGCUCUUCGGAGACACAACCGCAAAUGGGGUGCUCUUCGAAGACACAACCGCAAAUGGGGUGCUCUUCGAAGACUCGACCACAGGCGGGGCGCUCUUCGAAGACUCGACUGCAGGCGGGGCGCUCUUCAGAGACUCAACCACAGGCGCGGCGCUCUUUGGAGACUUGACUGCAGGCAGGGCGCUCUUUGGAGACUCGACCACAGGCGGGGCGCUCUUCAAAGACUCGACCGCAGGCAAGGCGCUCUUCGAAGACUCGACCGCAGGCAGGGCGCUCUUCGAAGACUCGACCGCAGACGGCGCGCUCUUUGGAGACUCGACCGCAGGCGGGGCGCUCUUCAAAGACACAACCGCAGACGGGGCGCUCUUCAAAGACUCAACCACAGCGGGGCGCUCUUCGGAGACAACCGCAAGCGAGGCGCUCUUCGGAGACACAUCCCCAAGCGGGGCGCUCUUCGAAGACAACCGCAAGCGAGGCGCUCUUCGGAGACACAUCCCCAAGCGGGGGCGCUCUUCGGAGACAACCGCAAGCGGGGCGCUCUUCGGAGACAACCGCAAGCGAGGCGCUCUUCGGAGACACAUCCCCAAGCGGGGGCGCUCUUCGGAGACAACCGCAAGCGGGGCGCUCUUCGGAGACAACCGCAAGCGGGGCGCUCUUCGGAGACAACCGCAAGCGGGGCGCUCUUCGGAGACAACCGCAAGCGAGGCGCUCUUCGGAGACACAUCCCCAAGCGAGGCGCUCUUCGGAGACACAUCCCCAAGCGGGGCGCUCUUCGGAGACACAUCCCCAAGCGGGGCGCUCUUCGGAGACACAUCCCCAAGUGGGGCGCUCUUCGGAGACAACCGCAAGCGAGGUGCUCUUCGGAGACACAACUGCAAGCAAGGGCGCUCUUCAGAGACAAAUAAAGACAAGAUGGGAAAGUCACUUGAGAAGGCCAAAGAAACAUCUCACGAAAACAGGGCCCCACCUCCGGGGGGCCCUCAGCCCCACCUCCGGGGGGCCCUCAGCCCCACCUCCGGGGGGCCCUCAGCCCCACCUCCGGGGGCCCUCAGCCCCACCUCCGGGGGGCCUCUACCCUACCUCCGGGGGCCCUCGGCCCCACCUCCGGGGGCUCUCGGCCCCACCUCCGGGGGCCCUCGGCCCCACCUCCGGGGGCCCUCAGCCCCACUUCCGGGGGCCCUCAGCCCCACCUCCGGGGGCCCUCAGCCCCACCUCCGGGGGCCCUCAGCCCCACCUCCGGGGGCCCUCAGCCCCACCUCCAGGGGCUCUCGGCCCCACCUCCGGGGGCCUCAGCCCACCUCCGGGGGCCCUCAGCCCCACCUCCGGGGGCCCUCAGCCCCACCUCCGGGGGCCCUCAGCCCCACCUCCGGGGGCCUCUGCCCCACCUCCGGGGGCCCUCAGCCCCACCUCCGGGGGCCCUCAGCCCCACCUCCGGGGGCCCUCAGCCCCACCUCCGGGGGCCCUCUGCCCCACCUCCGGGGGCCCUCAGCCCCACCUCCGGGGGCCCUCAGCCCCACCUCCGGGGGCCCUCAGCCCCACCUCCGGGGGCCCUCAGCCCCACCUCCGGGAGCCCUCAGCCCCACCUCCGGGGGCCCUCAGCCCCACCUCCGGGGGCCCUCAGCCCCACCUCCGGGGGCCCUCAGCCCCACCUCCGGGGGCCCUCAGCCCCACCUCCGGGGGCCCUCAGCCCCACCUCCGGGGGCUUAA
Procambarus clarkii (red swamp crayfish) is the source of this 3915-nucleotide messenger RNA. The record is from RefSeq and is a predicted model, not a curated record. Lineage: Eukaryota; Metazoa; Arthropoda; Malacostraca; Decapoda; Cambaridae.